AUGCACUUCGGGCCGCCGGCGGGCAUCGUGCUGGCCUCGGAGACGACCAAGGACUUCCACUUCGUCGGGAUGCCUGCCGGGACGAUCCUGCUAACGCCCAUCAGCGUCAAGAUCACAGCGCAGCGGAAGCGGCCAUGGCAGCGCAACGACGUCAGCCGGAGGGGCCUGCCGUGUGCCGCGGCCUUCGCCUGCACCGACUAUAAGGUGCAGGGCGGGACGCUAGAGCGCGUGGCGCUGGAGCUGCGGGGGGCGAGGAUGACGACGGUCGAGGGGAGGGCGGUGCCGUCGUCGUGCGACCCGUAUAGCCUAUACGUGCAGCUGUCGCGGUGCCCGACGCUCGACGGCAUCAUGCUCGUAUCAGAGGUGCGGGAGCGGGACCUAGUGGGAACCGGGUGCCUGAGGAGAUGA
Molecule: messenger RNA, 408 nt
Organism: Hirsutella rhossiliensis
Lineage: Eukaryota; Fungi; Ascomycota; Sordariomycetes; Hypocreales; Ophiocordycipitaceae
Product: PIF1 protein
Exons: 1
Coding region: 1-408 (135 amino acids)
Source: RefSeq, a predicted model, not a curated record